AUGGCGCUCGCGUCGCUCGCGUGCGCGUCUCCUACUAUCGCCGCGUCCUCCCUCGCCUUUGCCGCAGCGCGCGCAACCUCUUUACGCCGUCACUACGCCUACGCCGCUCUCGCGCUGCGCCUGCCGCUAAUGCGGCCGCCGUUCCCCGCGCUUCCCGCCGAUCCCUCCGCCUUAUGCGUGCUGUUAGAGGAGGAGAUGCGUCCGCCGCACGAGCGCAUGCAGCACGCGCGCGAGCAGCGCGACCUGGCGGAGGCGGCGCUGGAGACGCGCCAGCGCUGGGAUCGGCGGCGGGAGGCGCGCGGGCGGCGCGCGGAGAAGCAGGGGCGCGCGGAGGCCGCCAUGGACGCGAUGGACGCGGAGGAGGCGGCGAUUGCGGCGGCCAUGGCGAAGGUCAAACCGGGGGACGCGAGCGGCCUGAUCCCCGCGGAGGAGGAGCUGGCGAUGUUCAAGGAGUGGGCUGCGCGCCAAGCAACCCUCCCCACCCCCUCAUCCCUUGCCGUCCCCCGUCCCUCUCGCCCGCGCCGCGCCCCCGCUACUUCCCCCAGCCUGAUCCCUGCGGAGGAGGAGCUGGCGAUGUUCAAGGAGUGGGCGGCGCGCAAGCUGCGGGGCGCGCCCAGGGGCGCGGAGGGCGUGGCGGUGGCGCGCGGGCUGGCGCACAUGCGGCGCACGCUGGAGGGCGCGGUCAGGGAGGAGCAGGACGCGCGCAGGCGCGGAGACGCGGGCGGAAGCGGGGGCAGCGGGGAGAUUGGGGAGAUUGGGGGGAGUGGGGGACGCGCAGGGGCAGAGGGGAGAGGGGACGGAGGGGAUAGAGGGGGAGGGGUGAGGGGGAGGAAGGGGAGUGAGGGGAGGAGGGUGGAACAGACGUGGGAGAAGGAUCAGCGCGAGUGGGGGACGAUGUGGGCCAAGGGCAGUGGGGGGAGGGGCGAGGGCGAGGGGGGAAGGCGCGGAUUGGGGGAUGGGGUGGCGGAAGUUGUGGCGGAUUUGGAGGAGAGGCGGCGGAGGGUGGGGGGAGGGGAAGGGGAGGGGCGGAAAGGAGUCCGGGGAGAGGGGAAUGGGGGGCGGAAAAAGGGGAGAAGAGGAGGAGAUGGGGGGGAGAGAGGGGAGAGGUGGAUAUGA
Molecule: messenger RNA, 1116 nt
Organism: Closterium sp. Yama58-4
Lineage: Eukaryota; Viridiplantae; Streptophyta; Zygnematophyceae; Desmidiales; Closteriaceae
Source: the annotation of a GenBank genome assembly